CCUACAUCGAUUCAAUUCCUGCUUCCAGCCUUCCAGAGUUCCAGUAAUCCAGUCGGGCUCUCUCUCCCCUUCGACAAUCGACGCCGUCCUCUUCCCCGUGCUCCGGUGGUCUGCAUCCCCACCAGCCCUGUCGGCCGCCGGCCAUCUGUCGCCGCCUGUGAGCACGCGAAGGCGGACCACCCAGCUGCCAAGGGUUUCUCCCCCUCCGGAGGCGAAGGGGGAGUGAGAAGCACCGGGAGGAUGGCGAGCGUGUACAUCCCGGUGCAGGGGACAGAGGAGGAGGUCCGGGUGGCGCUGGACCAGCUCCCCCACGACGCCUCCGACAUCCUCGACAUUCUCAAGGCCGAGCAGGCCCCGCUUCACCUCUGGCUCAUAAUCGCGAGAGAAUACUUCAAGCAAGGAAAGAUAGAACAGUUCCGUCAGAUUCUAGAGGAAGGAUCUGGUCCUGAAAUCGAUGAGUAUUAUGCCGAUGUGAAGUAUGAACGAAUAGCAAUCCUUAAUGCUUUGGGUGCUUUCCAUACUUUCUUGGGAAAGGUUGAGAGAGCACCACAGAAGGAAGCACAUUUUAAAGAUGCCACUCAAUAUUACAAUAGAGCAUCAAGGAUAGAUGAAACAGAACCUUCUACGUGGAUUGGAAAAGGUCAACUCUGUGUGGCCAAGGGUGAGUUGCAAAUGGCGUCUGACUCAUUCAAGAUUGUGUUGGAUGAAGAUGGAAACAAUUUUCCGGCUCUACUUGGUCAGGCCUCUGUUUACUUUUUGAUGGGUGAAGCAGAGCAGCAGCACAAAAAAUCCCUGGAGCAUUAUAGGAACGCACUAGACCUCUACAAGCGAGCUCUGCGAGCAUAUUCUGAUUGUCCUGCUGCUGUAAGGCUUGGCAUAGCCUUUUGCCGAUAUAAACUUGGACAAGUAGAAAAAGCUCGGCAAGCUUUUCAGAGAGUUUUACAGCUGGACCCUCAAAAUGUUGAUGCUUUAGUGGCAGUAGCAAUCAUGGACUUGCAAACAAAUGAAGCUGGUGGGAUUCGCAGAGGAAUGGAGAAAAUGAAAAUAGCAUUUGAAAUUUAUCCUUAUUGUACAUUGGCACUCAACCACCUUGCGAACCAUUAUUUCUUUACUGGCCAACAUUUUGUGGUUGAACAAUUGACUGAGACUGCUCUCUCUUCAAGCAAUCAUGGACUACUGAAAUCACAUGCUUACUAUAACUUAGCCAGAUCAUACCACAGUAAGGGGGACAUUGAGACUGCUGGACGAUAUUACAUGGCAUCUGUUAAAGAAAUCAGUAAACCACAAGACUUUGUGUUACCAUAUGUUGGACUUGGUCAAAUACAAUUAAAAUUUGGAGACUUCAAAAGUUCACUAACUAGCUUUGAGAAAGUGCUGGAGGUACACCCUGAAAAUUGUGAAAGUUUGAAGGCUAUUGGGCACAUACAUGCAAAAUCUGGUGAAACUGAAAAAGCUAUAGAAACCUUCAAGAAAGUUACCCGGAUUGACCCCAAAGAUCAUCAGGCAUUUGUGGAACUUGGUGAAUUGUUGGUAGAAUCUGACUGGGCUGCUGCUAUGGAAUACUUGAAGACGGCCCGUAAUCUCCUCAAGAAGGCAGGGGAGGAUGUUCCUGUUGAGUUGCUCAAUGGAAUUGGACUUCUUCAUUUUGAGAAGGGAGAGUUUGAGAUGGCUGAACAAAGUUUUAAGGAAGCACUAGGUGAUGGUCUUUGGGUUUCAAUUAUGGAUGGGAAAGUAGGUAGCUCUAUGGUCAACUGGAGUGGUCAGUAUAAGGAUCAGAGUUUCUUUCACCAACUUGAAGAGGAAGGUGUGCCUCUUGAGUUACAUUCAAAUAAGGUCACCACACUGUUUAAUUAUGCAAGAUUACUGGAAGAACGUCAUGAUUCUGUCAGAGCAAGCCUCUUUUACCGUUUCAUUAUUUUCAAGUACCCUGACUACAUAGAUGCCUACCUGAGGCUAGCGGCUAUUGCGAAACAAAGAAACAAUGCCCAACUGAGCAUUGAACUGGUAGGUGAUGCUUUAAAGAUAGAUGAGAAGAACUCGAAUGCGUUGUCUAUGCUUGGAAGUCUUGAGCUCCAGAGUGAUGAAACCUGGCUUACCGCAAAGGAGCAUUUCCGUAAUGCUAAGGAGGCCACCAAGGGAGAUGCCUACUCUUUGCUUCAAUUGGGGAACUGGAAUUACUUUGCAGCCAAUCGCCCUGAGAAAAAGGCCCCGAAAUUUGAGGCUACUCAUAGGGAGAAAGCCAUGGAACUCUAUCAGAGUCAAGUACUAAAGCAGCAUCGUAGUAAUAUGUUUGCUGCAAAUGGUAUUGGAAUCUUAUAUGCUGAAAAAGCCAAAUGGGACGUUGCUAAGGAGUUGUUUACACAGGUACAUGAAGCUGCAUCUGGAAGUAUAUUUGUACACAUGCCUGAUGUAUGGAUCAAUCUGGCUCAUGUAUAUUUUGCUCAAGGUCAUUUUCAACAAGCAGUUAAAAUGUACCAAAAUUGCCUGCGGAAGUUCUUCAACAACACAGAUGCAACUAUCCUUUUAUACCUUGCCCGAACACACUAUGAGGCUGAGCAAUGGCAAGACUGCAGGAAAACUUUGCUGAGAGCUAUACAUUUGGCUCCAUCAAAUUAUUUGCUAAGGUUUAAUGUAGGUGUGUCAAUGCAGAAAUUCUCAGCUUCUACUCUGCAAAAGACAAAACGAACAGUUGAUGAGGUUCGUGCCACAGUCAGUGAACUUCAGAAUGCUAUUAGAGUGUUCAGUCUGUUGUCUGUUGCAUCUACGUACCAUUCCCAUGGUUUUGACGAGAGGAAAAUAGAAACUCAUGUUGAGUACUGCAAACAUUUGCUUGAUGCUGCUAAGGUUCACCGUGAUGCAGCUGAGCAAGCUGAGCAGCAAAACAAGCAAAAAAUGGAAGUUGCCCGCCAGAUUGCUUUGGCAGAGGAAGCUCGCCGAAGGGCAGAAGAGCAGAGGAAAUUCCAGUUAGAAAGGAGGAGGGAAGAGGACGAGCUAAAGCAAAUAAAGCAACAGGAGGAACACUUCGAGCGUGUGAAGGAACAAUGGAAAACAUCCAGCCACACCCCUGGCAAGAGAAAAGAUAGAUCCAAGAACGAAGAUGAAGAGGGGGUAAGUGAAAAGAGGAGGAGGAGGGGUAAUAAGAGGAGGAAGGAUCACAAGACAAAGAUGCAGUACGGGGAGGAGGGAGAAGAUGAAUACAGAGAUGAACCAGAAGGAGAAGAUGACUAUGCAAACUUGUUGAGGGAUAACGACGGUGACAAUUCAGAGAGAGCUCCUGAUCACCUUCUUGCUGCUGCUGGUCUUGAGGAUUCUGAUGCUGAAGAUGACAUGGGACAUCCUCAAUCUGCAAUAGAACGGAAGAGACGAGCUUGGUCAGAAUCUGAAGAUGACGAGCCAGUCCAGAGACCAGCAGCACAAGCUAGCCCGGGCACGAAUGAUUUGAGUGAAUGAAAGAAACAGAGUGAGUGAAGAUGAUGUUGUACAUCAUGUUGAAUUGUAGCUUAGGGUUGUGUUUGGUUGGCUUCCAACUCACGCCCAAGGUCAGGCGUGCCGAACAUGAGGUCAGUGUUUGUUUAGCUUCCAGACUUGUGGCGUGCCGCAUCCGUGUAGUGAUUUUGUACGCCGAAACUUGCCGAAUGUGCGGCGCUCGUUUUGAUCGUCUGUAACCGAUUGACAGUAAUUCUGUAAUCCAAAAAAUCCUAUAUCGAUUAGUCUGGCAGAGAUGACCUAGGUAGUUUGUUUAAUCACAUCCGUUUUAUGAAGGUGUUUAAUAUGUUUC
Molecule: messenger RNA, 3778 nt
Organism: Setaria italica (foxtail millet)
Lineage: Eukaryota; Viridiplantae; Streptophyta; Magnoliopsida; Poales; Poaceae
Product: protein CTR9 homolog
Exons: 24
Coding region: 241-3450 (1069 amino acids)
Biological process (GO): regulation of DNA-templated transcription
Cellular component (GO): Cdc73/Paf1 complex
Molecular function (GO): RNA polymerase II complex binding
Source: RefSeq, a predicted model, not a curated record